GGUUUGAACACUGGACUGGAUUGUAAACCCGUUUGGAUGGUAAUACCCCGUUCACACGGCCUUCACGGCGGUGUGCCUGUGUUUGCCAUGCCAGGAGAAGCGCAAGGGGGACGGAGCUAGCUUUGAAGACGCGACGACGCGGGGCGGAUCGGGGGUUUGUGGAUCGCUGCCGGGCUAUUGGAGCUUCCAGCGCCUGGAUGAAUGGAGGUUCUAGCGGCCAGUUCUUAGGAUUACCAGGGAAAUAUCGGCGCCAGGGUAGCUAGGAGCCGUCGGCAAGGCCGGGAGAUUCCGUCCGAGCGAGCGGCGGUGGGGAAAUGAUGAGGAUGAUCCAAUCUUGAUCGGCGGCAUUCUCGUAUUCCGAGAAUCGAGGCGCUGCGCGCGUCUGGUUCCCGGCGCUGGCAUCACAUCGAAGGGUAUUGUGGAUAUUUCGGAGCUGCUAGUCUCGAUCCGGUUCGUGGCGCCCCAAAUUUCCUGGCGUCUUCCGCGCGGCCGAUGCAUGACGACGGUGUAGCGGCAUCGGGUGUCGACAAGAACGCUGCUGAUCACUAUUCCAGGUCUCGCGUUUUCAUGUGUACAGGAGGAUUGGACAGAAUUGAUGAGGAGAUAGAUCGCUCGCCGGUAUGCUCAGCAGGCGCUAUGAUCCACCGUUACCAGUAAAACAUCCUACUGGAACACCGCCAACGCGCAGAUCAAGAAGGUUAUGUAUUCUCCUCUACAGGAAGAAGACUCGCAGCUUGUGCUACCACCGCUUUGAGCAAGACCAAGAUCGCCGCAUCGAUGUCGCAGCCAGGAAUUGGCAUGGGAGGAGCAACGGGGCCGUUUGGAGACACCACUUACACCAAGGUCUUUGUGGGGGGAUUGGCAUGGGAGACCCAAAGGGAUGCCAUGCGCCGCUACUUUGAGCAGUUUGGAGAAAUCCUGGAGGCGGUCGUCAUCACGGACAAGAACACAGGGCGAUCAAAAGGAUAUGGCUUUGUGACCUUUCGUGAUCCCGAAGCGGCUCGGAGGGCCUGCGUUGAUCCGGCUCCCAUCAUCGAUGGUCGUCAAGCCAACUGCAAUCUGGCUUCGCUUGGUGCCCGUGCUCCUCGUCCGCCAUUUACAUAUCCAGGAGCUCGUUUCCGGCCUAUGAGGCCUGCUGCUUCUCCUCCACACCCCGGGACCCCCUCAUACCCUGUGGCUCCGUCAUUCCCCCAAUUCGGCCCCUACUACCAGCCGGGCUUUGGAUAUCCACAGCAGUAUGGGUAUCAUGUUCCAGACUAUGCUUAUCAGCAGGGACUGUAUCCUUUUGGUGGUCCUCAGUAUUCCACAUUUUAUACUGGACCUGGUACACCCACAGCUGUGUACUCGUACGGCGGGUUUGGGCCACCUUUGCCAUCUGGGCCAGGUUAUCCUCCACCACAGGGAUAUGGAAGCAUGCAAGGACCACAGUUCAUGCAAUAUGGUGGAACAGUACCGCUUCAGUCUCCCGUGCCUUCCACUGCGGUAUCACCUGGACAUUCCGGAGGAGGAACUGGAGCCUCUACUCCGUCUCCAAUGCAGCAGUUUUCUCUCCCUUCUCCUUCUCAGCCACAACCUCAAUUUUCACAGGCGGGAGUGAAACAACAACCGCACGGCUGGAGUGGGAGGUCGUCGUCACCAUGCUCAACUGCAUCCCCCCCGUAAUCCGAGAGUAAGCAUGAGUACUCACUUCUCAGGUUUUGGGGGCCAGGAUUCAUAUCGUCGGAAAACCAGCAAAAACAACAAAAAAAAAACAUAAAAACGAAAGAAAAACAGCAACAAAAAAAAAACAACGGUCGGUCACUAGAUUAGCUCGUAGAGGGGGGCGGGUGGUUAAAAUUCUUUUUCGUCUUCCUUUUUUUCUUUUUUUUCCUUUCGUCUAUAAUUCAUUUUGUCACUUAAUCGUUCUGAGGUCGGCGCAACCCGAAUUUUGCUUCUAUGUCGUCCUAAGAUGUGUGUCUAACUUUUGCCGUGUCUUUCUUUCUUACAGGUGAAGAGGUCUGCUGAAACUGAUGCUGAGUUUGAAUGGAACGCAUUCAUUUCACUUGGAUUGAAAUGCCAAAGUGUUUCAUAGCUACAGCUCCCGACGUGACAUUCUACUCGUCAAAGUAGUAAUCGUUCAAGCAUUUGGGACAACAACAGAAAUGAAAAUCAUUUGAUAUUGCGUCA
This is a messenger RNA of Selaginella moellendorffii, 2166 nucleotides long. Its product is annotated as RNA-binding protein 24. NCBI's taxonomy places the organism in Eukaryota, Viridiplantae, Streptophyta, Lycopodiopsida, Selaginellales, Selaginellaceae. The transcript is spliced from 8 exons. The coding region runs from base 778 to 1662 and encodes 294 amino acids. Gene Ontology annotation, molecular function: RNA binding. The record is from RefSeq and is a predicted model, not a curated record.